UCCAAGAAACACUCUCAUCCCCACCAUCCGCCUCCCAAGCUGAGAACAUCCACCUCCUCACAUUCCUGGCUCCUCUCGCUCUCCCGCGAAGUCGAGGCUUUUCAAAUCCGGUGAUGGAAAGCAGAGAGGAGGUGGCGGUGAGGUCGGCGGAUGGAGCCACCGGAAUCUCCACGCGAGAACCGCAGGGGAAACCGGUCCAUAGGAGCUGCCUGAGCCCAGGCACUGCGCCCUACUCCCGGGAGAGGACUACGGAGCUGGUGCCGGAGGAGAGCGCAAAAAGGAGCAUGUGUGCCGACGCCAGAUCGCUCCCCGUAUCCUCCUCCGGGGUAAGGCAUCACAAAGACGGCAGCAGCUCGGACAACGAGUCGGACUUCUAUGAGGAAAUCGAUGUGAGCUGCACGCCUGAGAGCAUGGACUACCCAAUGGUUAAUGGUCGAAAUGUAGAUUCCCCUGGUCAUUCUCCGGGUGAGACCGGUGCAGAUCCGAGUAAGACAGUCCAGGGUCAGGGCUCUCUGGCCUAUGGAGCGGACCAGAUCCGCCGGUAUCGAACAGCGUUCACCCGGGAGCAAAUCGCUCGUCUGGAGAAGGAGUUCUACCGGGAAAACUACGUGUCCAGGCCAAGAAGAUGCGAACUGGCGGCUGCACUAAAUCUACCCGAAACCACCAUUAAAGUGUGGUUCCAGAACCGCAGAAUGAAAGACAAACGCCAGCGCUUGGCCAUGACGUGGCCUCACCCCGCCGAUCCGGCCUUCUACACCUACAUGAUGAGCCACGCUGCGGCAACGGGGAACCUACACUACCCCUUCCCUUCGCACCUGCCUCUGCCCUACUACUCACCUCUGAGCGUCGGUGUUGGAGGCAACCCAGCCCCCGGUGCCACGCCCUUUUCAACCCCGCUGAGAUCCCUUGACAGUUUCCGAAUGUUGUCUCACCCCUACCAGAGGCCAGAGCUUCUAUGCUCCUUCAGGCACCCUUCCUUAUACCCAUCAGGACCGACCCAUGGUCUCGGCCCGGGUGGGAGUCCCUGUUCCUGCCUGGCUUGCCACACAAGUCAGUCCAAUGGGAUCGCCAGCAGGCCAGCCGCCUCAGACUUUCCCUGCACUCCCACGAGCAGGACGGACGCUUUUGUCACUUUUACGCCAUCAAUUCUCAGCAAAACUUCACCUGUGACAUUAGACCAAAGGGAAAAGGUGCCUCUGACCAGAUGAAACCAAACAAAGUAAAUCUGUCUGCGUUAUCGGAGCAGGACUAAAACAGCAUGAAGAAAUCGGUGAACAAGCAGGCGCACAACGGAUCUACCCUAAUUAGAAUAUCAUCCCCUUUCAUAGCCAGGACAGAAAAAUAAAAAUAAAAAAAAGAAAGAAGGGAUUUCCAGAAGAUCACUUUAAUGGUCCCAUUGAAAUCUUAUAUCACUGUUAUUGCUUGUCUCCAAAACAGUCUACCUGUAGGCCUAUUGUAAGUUACGCAAGACUGAUGCGUUCCAUCUCUCUUUUUUAACUAGGGGUUUUUUUUCCUAUAAAGCAGACUAUAGCCAUCUCAUUAGAAGCAACCCUCAACAUCGGGGUCCUGGUGGAGGCAGCGGCGUCGGUGGCACGGGCCGAAAUGUGCACAUGCAAGUAAAAUUAGUAAGUGAUGUAUAUGUAAGAGUCGUUGAAUUAAUGGCAAUACUAGCAGAAAGGGAUCGUUGCUGCCAAAAGGUAUAACAAGGCGCCGAGGGAUCGGAUUACUGAACAGCGCUUAGGCUACUGCUUGGUGCAGGAGAUGGAUCGGGGAGGGAGGGGGACCCAGAGGAGGAUGGAGAAGGGACAAUCACAAUGAGGAGAAAAUAGUAAGACACCAAGCACUCUUCCUUUUUUUGCAUUCCUCCCUUGAUAAUAUGACGCACCGAUUUUAUAUCCGAUCAAAUGAAAUCAAGUCAUAGAUUUUUUUUAUGUCUACGCUUAAGCAGAAAAUCGACCUGUGGUUGGAAAAUAAAGUCCUUUUGACAAGACAUAUAUUUAUCUUUCAUCGGUUUUCAGAAUUGAAAGCAAAAAUGUGUCUACUUAAGGACAUAACCUGUUUGUAAAAGGUGAAUCGACCACAUAGAAUUGGCUAAACUUUUCUGACACCCAAUGUUGUUAUUUGAGUUAAAAUUAGAUAUCUCAAAAUUACAAUUGUGCGACUUUUUUCUUUAUUAUUUUUAAUAAACGCAAUAACUGACCGACCCUAAAUGACUUUACAAAAGAAGGUUAUAAAAGUCCAGUGUUUGUUUUGGGUAGCUCUAUAUUUUGUUGUGUUCUCUUUAUUCGUUUUGUGUUGUUAUUAUUAUUAUUAUUGUUAUUAUUAUUUGUGCUUAUUUGUUCAUGAUUUUCAGACUGUAAUAUCUGAUUUGUAAUAAAUUAUAUCAAUGUGUCAUUUU
Molecule: messenger RNA, 2398 nt
Organism: Cyprinodon tularosa
Lineage: Eukaryota; Metazoa; Chordata; Actinopteri; Cyprinodontiformes; Cyprinodontidae
Gene: evx1
Product: even-skipped homeobox 1
Exons: 3
Coding region: 114-1208 (364 amino acids)
Biological process (GO): regulation of transcription by RNA polymerase II
Cellular component (GO): nucleus
Molecular function (GO): DNA-binding transcription factor activity, RNA polymerase II-specific; RNA polymerase II cis-regulatory region sequence-specific DNA binding
Source: RefSeq, a predicted model, not a curated record